Molecule: messenger RNA, 556 nt
Organism: Dufourea novaeangliae
Lineage: Eukaryota; Metazoa; Arthropoda; Insecta; Hymenoptera; Halictidae
Gene: ND-B18
Product: NADH dehydrogenase [ubiquinone] 1 beta subcomplex subunit 7
Exons: 3
Coding region: 76-453 (125 amino acids)
Cellular component (GO): mitochondrion
Source: RefSeq, a predicted model, not a curated record
GCGAGCUCAGCUACCUAUCGUUUUGGGUUAGAUGUUAUUGUUUCUACGAUAACUUUUUCCUACGUUUGAAUAAAAAUGGGUAACGUAGUACGACCAUUGGGAAAUUGGAGUGAUUAUCCAGAGUCUUGCAUGCCUCCGACAUUUGAUCCAAUGCUUGGAUUUGCUAAUGGUCGUAAAGAAAGAGUUAUGCCGGUAACAGACGAAGAACUGAGAGCUGCUAAAGUACCACCAAGAUUUCGGGACUAUUGUGCUGACAAGUAUAUAGAUUGCUUGGUAUGUCAAAGAAAGCACAUGCCUAAUCUUAUGAAAUGCAAGGGUGUGCAACAUAAGUAUGCGGAGUGUGUUAGAGAUGAUUAUGUAUUGAGAAUGAAAGAGUAUGAAAGAGAACGUAGACUUCUUAGAAGACAAAAACAAAAAGAAGAGACUAUGAAAGAGACAAUGGUUUCAGCUUAGAUUGCAACUCUAUUAAUUGUUGCUUUCGUCUUUAGGAUAUACACUCAGGUUUUCAUCAUUGUACAUGAAUAAUUGAAAUAAAGGGUCAGAACUGUACCAAAAA